AUGGUGUUUUUUGGCUACAUGGUGUUCAGCAUCGUAUUUGGCCUCUUAGCUGACAGAUAUGGCCGCUGGAAGAUUUUGCUGAUCUCUUUCCUCUGGGGGGCAUAUUUUUCUCUCUUGACCUCUUUUUCCCCAUCAUACAUCUGGUUUGUCUUUCUGCGAACUAUGGUGGGCUGUGGUGUAUCAGGACACGCACAAGGACUCAUCAUAAAAACAGAAUUUUUGCCUACAAAAUACAGAGGUUAUAUGCUACCCUUAUCUCAGGUUUUCUGGCUUGCUGGCUCCCUGCUAAUCAUUGGGUUGGCAUCAGUGGUCAAUCCAACCAUUGGCUGGCGCUGGCUUAUUCGUAUUGCCUCUAUCCCUGGCAUCAUACUCAUUCUGGCCUUCAAGUUCAUUCCUGAAUCAGCUCGAUUUAAUGUCUCUACUGGGAACACCCAGGCUGCUGUGGCUACUUUGGAGCGCAUUGCCCGAAUAAACCGAUCAGUCAUGCCAGAGGGAAAGCUGGUGGAAUCUGCCUCGGAAAAAAGAGGAAGAUUUGCAGACUUAUUGGAUGGCAAAUACUUACGGACAACUUUGCAGAUCUGGAUCAUAUGGCUUGGGAUCUCUUUUGCGUAUUACGGGGUCAUUCUGGCCAGUGCGGAGUUACUGGAACGAGACUUAGUUUGUGGCUCCCAAACGGAGACGCAGAUGGUGCUGAAUGGGGAUUCGGAAGAGAGCAAGAGCCCUUGUCAUUGUCACCUGUUUGCUCCCUCCGACUACAAGACCAUGAUCAUCAGUACCCUGGGAGAGAUUGCUCUAAAUCCUUUAAAUAUCCUGGGCAUUAACUUUUUGGGAAGACGGAUCAGCCUUUCUAUCACCAUGGGAUGUACAGCUUUGUUCUUUCUGCUGCUCAAUAUUUGUACUUCAAGUACAGGCCUGAUUGGCUUCCUCUUCAUGCUGAGGGCUCUGGUGUCAGCAAAUUUCAAUACCAUCUAUAUCUAUACCGCUGAGGUCUACCCCACUCCUAUGCGAGCUUUGGGCAUGGGCACAAGUGGCUCUUUGUGUCGGAUUGGUGCGAUGGUGGCUCCCUUUAUAUCCCAGGUACUCAUGAGUGCAUCCUUCUUGGGAGCUUUGUGUCUGUUCUCAUCAGUCUGUGUUGUGUGCGCCAUUUCUGCAUUCACACUUCCCAUUGAGACUAAAGGACGGGCCCUACAGGUAGGUGACACUGCUAAACCGUUUAGUACUUCACACUACCACUUAUUUCCUUUGCCUUCAGAUGCUCUUGCUCUAGGGAAAAAGACUAGUAAAUGUUUAAAGUAAUAUGAAUUGAAUUACAAUGCGGACAGUACCCUUUAAGGGAAAGCGUUGAAGACUCGUUAUUUGAUAUACAUCUAAACACAUUACACAUAAAUCCUAAUCUGAUGCCUCAACAUGGCAGAAAAGUGGGCCAUGAAGCUUAGGCCAACAGAAUACCAACUCUGUCAAAUUUCUCCAAGCUAUAAAAAAAAGUCUUGAUAUUUUAAAUAUAUAUCUAUAAAAUAUCCUUAUACUUCAUAUAAAGCUUUUUAAAUUAUAUUUUAAUCUAUAUAAUUCCAAUGCACACACUGGAGUGCACUCACCAAGAUCCUACUUUUAAUGCCUUAUGUUGUAGAGAUCCUGGUUCUUAGAUGUGUCAGCAGUAUAGGCUCUGGCAGCUUCUGCACCAUGCUAGAAAGGCUUUUGAGUCCAAGUCCAGCCUUUGGUUGUCUGUUCUCUUGCACUUUGGAGUAACUUAUUACCAGGCUGACCGAGCAGUACUUUGUAAAAUUGAUGACAAUGUGUAAAGGGAGGUAUUUUAUGGGUUUCAUUUAAGGAGUUAAAAUGAUGUCUCAUCCACAUCAAUGAAAUCAUGGCUCCUUUGUGCUAUGAAACAUUGAGGAACAUAAAAACACAAAACUAAAUCACUACCAAUGUGACAAUUUUUAUAAUUCAAAUUCGGGUCCUUUGAACUCUCAUGGCCAUCUCCACUUAAGAUGUGUUGAUAUACUGGCUAAAUUGUCUGGGAAGGGAAGGAAAACUAGGUAUUGGUGAGGAUAGAACAUGACAAAUAAGAGAGACAAUGUCAUAAAAAAACCUUCUGGAAUGUAGGGGAUCAGAAAGGGCUUGGUUGCUGAAAAGAGCAGCAACAAAGUUGAGAAUUCCUCAAAGACCCAGAGGAAUUGGUGUGGGAAUCUGUCCUUUGUGCAGUUGGGAAGCGGGAGUGGCUUCCCAAGUUCUGAGGCAAUGGCAUGGUGGAAAAGUCAAGAAUGAUUUUGAGUUGACCUGAGAGAAGGUAAAUCAUUUAAACUCAAGACUUAGUUUAAUAUUUUCAUUGACCAGAGGAGAGCAAUUUUGUGUGUAGCUUUAAAGCAGCAAUGAAUUAGAAUAAUCAAAGAAGUUCUGUUUGGUGUACCCUAAAUAAUAAAGAACAGAUUUUUCCAAGCCUAUCUGGCUGGAUUUUUCCUCUUGUCCAACUAUAAAGGUCCCUUUGUAGUUUUGUUCUUUCCUAGUCUCCCAUCUUGGUAGAAAUCUUACUAAGUGCUCAAGACUGAUUAGAACAUAGCAGUUAUUUGUAUUUUAAGAUUUUUGUACAUUUUAUUGCUUCAUAAGCUCAGCAAUGAUUCCUAAACAUUCUCAUCUCAUUGAAAAAAUGUUUUCCUUCUAACACUGGACUCAACUUCUCUUGUUUUUAAUUUGGCCCCCCUUAUUUUCUGGUUACUCUUCUUUGAGGGUUCCCACCCUCCAUUUUUGGGGAACAAUAAAAGGCAGAUGAUUUCAUUAGUGUUGCUGGAAAUGUGAAAAUCCACUCCACUAAUUCAGAGAGGCAAUUUGUCUAUAAUUUACUGUCUUAAAAAGAGAAUUCAUCUAUGGUCAGAUUCCAAAAUUAGCCUUAUUAGGCCACAAUCGUUCACUUAGGUUCUUGGAGCACUGAAAUUCAAUUUGAAAGUGAUAAAUCCUCCAUUUAUUGGCUCCAUCUGAGAAAUUAUUUGUAAAAUCAGUAGCUUUUCUGCUUCCUUUAAAUGAGUACGUGGGUCAGUGCUACAAAAUGGGGGGAAAAAUUUAAGUAGUGUAAAAAACAGGACUCAUCCUGGGGCAUCUUUCUCAAGAGAAUAUAUGUGACCUAAGGAAUAUGUUAGAACUCAAAAUACUAUUUUAAUCAACAAAGACAGGUUGUCUUUAUCUCUUCUUUGUUCAUGCAGCUUUGCGGGAGAGUUUGUGAUUGUACAUUCCACAUAUGGCCUAGAGGAAAAAUAAACCUCUUAUUAUUAGUUACCAAAUCUAACACAUUUGGAGAUAAAAUAAAAGCAUUCCUCCUUAAUUUUCUUUUAAUAUUUUCAACAAAGGAUCAUCCAGUUUUCUUAAAACUCUUCAGUGUUAGGUAAUUAAUUAAAUCUUGAAGUACACUAUUUCACUUUGGGAUAGACUAUAAGAUCUUCAGCAAAAAUCUGCUCAAUUUUCACCCACUAUUCUCACAAUUCUGCUAUGUAGGGCCAAUAAAACAAAGGUGAUUUUUGUUCCUACAUACAGACCUUCUGUUACUUUGACGUAGUUAUCAAGUCUCCCAUCUGCUACAGAUUAAAGUUCAAACUGAUCCCCACAUGGAAUGGCUUUGAGUGCAUUCUCUAUCCUGAAUAUGCUUUUUGAAGGUACUCUAGGUUCAUAGGUAUCUUUUAGAGUAUUAUGGUACUUAUCUCCCUUGCUUUUAGUACUAUACUUUUAAAAUGACUGUCUUAAAUUCCAUUAGCUUUUUUGGAACGUCAAUACAGAAUUUAGUUCACAUUCUCCAAUUUAAAAAACAACAACAAAAAUCCUAAACAUUACAUUUUCCCAGUAAAAUGCCUACUAUUUUAUUAGUUGGCCCACCCUCCAAUUCUGUUGAGAUUUAUCUUUUCAGUUCCAAAUUCUCUCCCUCCUACUUCCAUACACCAUACUCAUCAAGAAGCGCAUUACAGAUAUGAAUAGUUAAGUAAAAUAAUGUAUUUAUCAAUGACCUUUCUAGGCUUUUUUCUUUAAAAUAUUGUUAUUGUAUAAAUUAUUCUCCCUCUGCUUGCUUUACUUUGUAACGGCUCACAGAAAUCUUACCAUACUUCUUUUGAUUAUUUCUUAUAACACAAUAAAAUUCCACUAAUAUUUACACAGCACAACUUGUUCAGUUAUUCCCCAAUUAGGAGGCAUUCCCUUAGUUUCAAAAUCUUUGCCAUAAUGCAGAUGCACUUUAUUUUCAUACAUAUAGGUCUUUUUUGUUGAAUGUCUUUGGCGUAGAGACCAAACAUAGUAACAGUAUUGCUAGGUCAAAGGGUAUACACAAUUUAAUGGGUUUACAGGAACAUUUCCAAACUACUUUUCAGAAUGGUCAGGGCCAAUCUAUAAUGUUAACAUUGCAUUCAUGUACCUAUCUUCCCACAGGCUCUCUAGUGUAUCAUUUUCUUUUUGUCAAUUCUGACAAUCUGAUAGGUGUGUAAAGUGGCAUUUUAGUGUUGGCUUAAAUUUCUCCAAUUUACUGGUAAUUAAUGAAUUAUUAGUGAUGCACAUCUUUUCCUCUUUGGCCCCCAUUUUAAUAGCUUAUAUUUCUUUCUCUGAAAACUGCCAGCUCAGACAUAUCCUUUGUCCGUUUUAUAAAGUGGAGAAUGGCUUAUUUUAAUUUGACUCAUUUUCUAACUAUCUCAUAAAUGAGAUUUUUAUCAGUAAAUUGCUAUAAAGAGUAUUCUUAUUUCCUGUUUUUCCUUCUACUUUUGGCUGCAUUGGUAUUGUUUGUGCAAAAACAAUUUUAUGUAAUGAAAAUUGUCCAUUGCUUGUUUUGACCCUUCCUGGCACACAUGAUGAUACUUUUCUUUGAUUUGAUUCAGUUUAUGGAUCUUUCUGUACACUUCUCUAUUUAUCACAUUAUUUUUUAUAGUACAUUAAUAUUCCAAUAUAUUCAUAUACAAUUUGUUUAGCCAUUCCCUAGAAAGAUUUCAAACUCAGUCCCUUAGCCAGAGUCCACAAGUAUUUAUUAAAUACUUACUAUACACAGGGGCAUGAUACCCAUUCUAAUACAGAAAAAAAACACGUAAAGAACUAUAUACACCCAAGAUAUACACAAAAUACAUCAAGGGGGCAAAUGCAAGACAAUGUUAAAGAGAAAGCCAAAAGAAAACUUCUUUCCCUUGGAAUUCAUACCUCUCAUCUAUAUUUACCUAUUUCUGUCAAGGACACAACAUCUUCCUGUCACAUAAGUUAACACCCUCUACCAUCAUUCAGUGAGGGCCCAGACUUUGUUGAUUUUACCUUCACAUCUCUUAACAUCAUCAUCCCUGUAGCCAACAUGACCAAGUUCAGCAAUGAUCCUGCCGCCUCAUCUUUCCUUCCCCCAAACCAUUCUCUAUAUAUUUUCAAUUAAGUGAAGGGAGUCAGAAAAGGAUUGAGAAAAGGAAAUGGAAACAAUGAAUUCAGGCCACUUUUUUCUAGGAGUUUGGCUGAGAUUUAAAUAAAUAAGAAGGGAAGGCUUGAAAGAAGCAAAGGAAUAUAUUUAGGCACCAAAGAACCAGAAGGUAGAGAUUUAAACCUGAGAGGUGAUUGUGAGAGGCUAUGGGUUGAAAGAGGUGGUCAAAAGUACAAAAUGAGGGGCUAACUUUGGAAGUAGUAAAUGGAGGAGGAUAAUAUCAAAGCAUUUUUUAGGGGAUAUCUUAAAGGUUCUCUAUUUUAUUUUCCCAGGUAGCAAGGUGAGGUUCUGAGUUAAGAAGGAAGAGGAAAUGUUAUGGAAGGUUUAAGAUAGAAACAGAUUUGAACGACCUCUGUAAGGAGUAAGACUUAGGAUCAAAUACCAGGACGAGUAGCCUUGCUACAGAAAAGGCACAUUGAGGUUAACAAACUUGUAGUAGUCCCAGUCAACUUGUUUGUAUAAUUUGUUUCUAGUUCCACUAAGCAACACCUGAGAUGAGCAGGAGAGGUGGUAGAAAUAAUUCAAGAUUGGAUUUCAGUGUCAGACAGCAAAGAUAUUUCAGAGAUGACAGGGUCUAUAAAACUAUUUGAUUAAGAAAUGAGAUUAGGAGACUACAGUGGAUGGAGGUUCUAAUGAGGAUAAAUAGGUGUAGGACGGAUUAGAUAUUGAGGGACAAGAGCAGGUUGUAAUCUCUUAAAAUUAUUUCAGCAUGUGGUACCCGUUAAAGUAGAAUUCUUUGAAAUGUAGUUUUGUCUUUGUAUCCUUAAGCACCUCUUUCUGCAUGGUACUUUCAAAAUCCUCACUGAAUUCCACAAUGCACUUGACGGUUCUCACACUAGCCUCAUGGAUAAAACGUUAACUACAUGAGAUGAAACUGAAUGACAGGACCUAGUCUUUUAAGGAGAGUGCAGAUUUCAGCAUAGAGAUAUCCUUUAGAAAAAGCCUUCUAAAUGUAUUCUUGGUGCUGCUCAAUGUUAGCAUUUUUAUCAAUAAUUUGGAUGAAGGCGUGAAUGUCCAUCUUAUCCCAUUUGCAGAUGUCUCCAAAGAUGAAAGGUAGGAGAAAAGAUCUUAGCGCGUCAGAAUAUUUGGCUAAUAAAAUUCAAUGAAGUUGUAAAAAUCACUUUAAAAAAAUCAACUUCCAAAGAUGAGAUUUGAAGAAGUACCUAGACAGAAAUUCAUCUGAAGAUGUUUUGGGCAAGAAGGCAGCAGAAGGUUAUCAGAGUACUUAGGCUGGUGUCAAACUCAAAUGGAAACAGUGUCAUUCAACCAUACAUAAAGAUAUCUGCAGGCUACAUGUUAACUUAGUUUAAAAUGUGUUAUUUUGUAGGUUUUAGUGUAUUUUAAUGUGAUUUGGGCAAUACAUGAUGCUGCAGAAUGUAUGCCUCUCUUUGUCUUAGUCUGUAUCAACAGAAGCAUAAAAUUGGCUAGAGGAUAAAAACACAGGAUUGCCACUGUAUCUGUUCAUUUAAUUUUAUAGCACAAACAGCACCUUAUGCUGAAGCAUAAAACAAGGUGUGCUUAGCCAAAGUAAUUUGAGAUUUUGAUGGAAGAAAUCCAGAACCAGAAGUUGAAUCUUGAGGUUCUUGCUGGAAAAGCAAGCAACUAUUCUUCUUUUAUAGGCUAAGGUCCAAGAGAUGGACCUGUUUGGGGCUGUUAUUUUGAUGACUGACACGCAUAAUCACUCAAUAGAUUUAACUGUCCAAAAGGGAAAAAGCAUAAGGUAAAGAAGGUCUUUUAUCCAAAUUACCUUACAUAGGCAGAAUUAGUCCUUGACUUGGUACAUAAAGGGAAAAAAUUAGUUAUUUUAUGAAAGCUUUGUUGAUUACAUGAUGGACAACUAAUCUAUCCAUCAAUAUGAAUCAUGGAUAUUGUAGAUGGAUGAUUUGGAAGCAGGAAUGAACAAGAGAUAAUUAAUUGGAUGGCCUUUGGAAGACAACAAAGGUCUUUCAAUGACCUUAAACUUCCUCUUGAAAAAGCAAGGGCUCCUCUUUCCGACAUUAAUAAACUCCUAGUGAUGGUUUAAGGCUGUGAGUAAUGGAAAUUCUUGCCCAAAAAGACAAGGAGAACCACAAGGGGGGGGCGCAUGAACAGUCUGGAAAAUAUUACUAACACAGAUUGUGCAGAAGUGCUAUGAAUAAUGUCAACCACAAAAUGAUCCAGAGAGACAGGCCAGUUACAUAGCAGAGUUAACCAGUAGACAGUCUAUAUUUCUCUCUGGCAGCCUCCACAAAGAUUCCCAGUAUAUGAGGUAUAUGAACUGAAAUAAAUUUGAGAGGUCACAUACAACAAAUGCAGAGGGCAAGAUGACGGCCAAUAAUCUGCAACCUCAGAGAGAAUAUCCAUAUGAAAUAAUCUAUUGGAAUAGUGGAUUUUCCAGAACAAGAAAGGUGACUGUCUUUGCUUUGAGAGUUUAUAUGGAGCAUUGCAUUCACUUCUGGGUGCCACAAGAAAAACAGAAUGUUUAAAAUGGGAUAAUGAGAUGAAAAGUCUUGAGAUCACACCACAGGAGAUUUGGUUGAAGCACCUGAGAAUGUUUAUAGACUGCUUAUUUAAGGUCCAUCCCAACUCUAAUAUUCUGGAACUCUCCACACAGGUACUGU
Messenger RNA from Antechinus flavipes (yellow-footed antechinus), 8016 nucleotides. It is a transcript of the gene SVOPL, whose product is annotated as SVOP like. Gene Ontology annotation, biological process: transmembrane transport. The record is from RefSeq and is a predicted model, not a curated record. Gene Ontology annotation, cellular component: membrane. Gene Ontology annotation, molecular function: transmembrane transporter activity. Bases 1 to 1296 code for a protein of 431 amino acids. The transcript has 11 exons. NCBI's taxonomy places the organism in Eukaryota, Metazoa, Chordata, Mammalia, Dasyuromorphia, Dasyuridae.